CACAAAUUAUAAAGAACCGAUUUAUUUUCCUUUAAGAUAAUAAUAAAGUGUACAUGUAUACAUUCCUCAAUCGCCAUUAAUAAUACUGAGUAAUAUAAACUGCUUAAAAUGGGUGAUAUGUGACGAAUAAAUUGUUGGCAAGUAAACAGGCAUUGUAAGCUAACACAUUUUCAGGGUAUGAUGUUAAGGACAAUUUUAAAACAAUGUUAUUAGUAAAGCACUUCCGCAGUGUGCCUAUGACCCGCACUGCUGCUUUCCGAGAGAAGAAAGUUGGUUGGCUAGCGAGGAAAACACGUCGCUGUUCCGGAACAACCUUCAGCAGCUGCCCAACAGCAUCCUCCUCCAGCUUGCAGAGUCUCAGUAAAGAGUUAUUGAGCAACUCCAACGGGAUGGCUCAGUUUCAGGAAGUGAUGCGACAGCAGCUGGAGAGCUCUAUGCAUGUUGAGCUGGAGAAACUCUUAAGCACAGCCAAAGGUGCAGGUGCUGAGGUCUCUAAAAAGGAUUUUGAAGGCUUCAGGAAGUUAUUCCACCGAUUUCUCCAAGUCAAGGGACCUUCAGUAGAGUGGCCGAAAAUCAACAGGCCCCCUGAGGACUCUAUCCAGCCAUAUGACAAGAUCAAGGCGAAGGGUCUACCUGACAACAUAGCAGACAGUCUGAAUAAGCUGGUGGUGGUGAAGCUGAAUGGAGGUCUGGGAACCAGCAUGGGCUGCAAAGGGCCCAAGAGCCUCAUUAGUGUCCGCAACGAAAACACUUUCUUGGACCUAACUGUUCAACAGAUCGAGCACUUAAAUAAAACGUAUAACGCUGAUGUUCCAUUGGUGCUCAUGAACUCUUUCAAUACGGAUGAAGAUACCAAGAAGAUCCUACAGAAGUACACGCACCACAGAGUUAAGAUACACACUUUCAACCAGAGCAGGUAUCCACGAAUAAAUAAGGAGUCUUUGUUGCCAGUUGCUAAGGACAUGGGUAUGACAGGAGAGAAUGGAGAUGUGUGGUAUCCUCCUGGACACGGUGACAUUUAUGCCAGCUUUUAUAACUCUGGUCUGUUGGAGCAGCUCAUCGCAGAAGGGAAAGAAUACAUUUUUGUAUCCAACAUUGAUAACCUGGGUGCAACAGUAGAUCUGUAUAUACUCAACCAUCUUGUGAGCCAGCCCAAUGGCAAACGCUGUGAGUUCAUCAUGGAGGUCACAGACAAGACUAGAGCUGAUGUAAAGGGAGGUACGCUCAUUCAGUAUGAUGGUAAGCUUCGGUUACUGGAGAUUGCCCAAGUUCCCAAGGCUCAUGUAGAUGAAUUCAAAUCAGUGACCAAGUUUAAGAUAUUCAACACCAACAAUCUGUGGAUCUCUCUAUCUGCCAUAAAGAGACUACAGGAACAGAAUGCCAUGGACAUGGAAAUUAUAGUCAACCCUAAGACAAUAGACGGGGGAUUGAAUGUUAUUCAGCUGGAGACCGCAGUGGGUGCUGCCAUCAAGUGCUUUGAUAACGCCUUGGGCAUCAACGUCCCACGCAGCCGUUUUCUGCCUGUCAAAACCACAUCUGACCUCCUGCUGGUUAUGUCCAACCUGUACAGCCUAGAUGCAGGGUCUCUCACCAUGAGCGAGAAACGAGAGUUCCCCACAACUCCUCACGUCAAACUGGGCAGCUCCUUCACCAAGGUUCAAGAAUAUAUCACACGCUUUGAGAGCAUUCCUGACAUGCUGGAGCUGGAUCACUUGACAGUGUCUGGUGAUGUGACUUUUGGAAAGCAUGUUUCUCUGAAGGGAACCGUUAUCAUUAUAGCGAACCAUGGAGAUCGAAUUGACAUUCCAGCUGGCUCUAUGUUAGAAAAUAAGAUAGUGUCCGGAAACCUUCGGAUCCUGGACCACUGAUGCAUUUGUGUAGAAUGACCUGGAUAAAGAAUCAUAUGACAGACCCACACCUGCCACUGUCCAUAUCCUGACCACGGCCACAAAAUCAACAUUCCAGUCCAUUCCAUGAUGGAAAAUAAGUGUUUGGGAAUCUGCAAAUCCUAGAGCACCGACAUUUCUAUGUCAAGAGACCUAGAUGCUGAAUCACUUGACCAACCAACACCUUCCACUCUCAGAGCCGCUAUCAGAGGUGCUGAUCUCAGCACCAGUGAUCCCAUUUCAGAGACAUUUAUUUUUUUGAAGUAGCUUGUGUUUCUUUGUUUGUUUUCUGUCCCUUAUUGUUUCUCAAAUGUAAUGUACGUCACAAAUCUCAUUGUUUUGUUUUAGUUUUUUUACUCUGAGAAUGCAGUAUUUUUCUCUUGUCGUACCUAUGGAAUCACGAACUGACCUUGCAGCGUCUGUGUCCUACAUGCUGAAAAAUGUGAAAGGAGUGCAAAGCAAUAAGUGUUGUGUGACAGUGAAGGCUGACGGUUCCGUCUUUUUUUCUAGAACAUGUUCUAGAUCCUAAAAAUUCUAUGGAACUAAAUAAAGUGCAAUAUGGAACAAGAAGAACA
Messenger RNA from Danio rerio (zebrafish), 2461 nucleotides. RefSeq names its product UDP-glucose pyrophosphorylase 2b (gene ugp2b). NCBI's taxonomy places the organism in Eukaryota, Metazoa, Chordata, Actinopteri, Cypriniformes, Danionidae. The record is from RefSeq and is marked validated. Gene Ontology annotation, biological process: glycogen biosynthetic process; UDP-alpha-D-glucose metabolic process. Gene Ontology annotation, molecular function: uridylyltransferase activity; UTP:glucose-1-phosphate uridylyltransferase activity.